Cuscuta campestris is the source of this 2397-nucleotide messenger RNA. The record is from the annotation of a GenBank genome assembly. NCBI's taxonomy places the organism in Eukaryota, Viridiplantae, Streptophyta, Magnoliopsida, Solanales, Convolvulaceae.
UCAAUACAGAAAAUGAACGUGCUGUUCGUUAGAAACAAUUGCCGAGUGUCACUGUAUCAGGUUUGACACGCGAAUCUGUUGACGAGUGCAGCACAAAAAACGAUGGUAUAUCAACUAGGUUCAAGUAGCGGUGUAUCAAUGAAGGGAUUUUAAGAUGAAUUCCAUUUUCUGACAAAAGUAACGUGUGAGUGGGGGGUGUACGAGAAGCAUGUGAGGUGUUCCUCACAAUCCUGUCAUUCUGCUUCUUCAUUCUUGACUCAUUGAGAGGAGCUUUCUGGGGACUCUUGAAAUUUUCUUGAAUCUUUUGAGCUUUUUUCUGGAGAGGAGAAGAAGAGAGUAAAAGUAAAGGAUGGCAGGAGGUGGAGGAGCAGCUCCAGCACAAAAAUCAGAUGAACCAACUCCUCAUCCAGUAAAGGAUCAACUGCCCAAUGUUUCUUACUGCAUUACCAGCCCUCCACCAUGGCCUGAAGCCAUUAUUCUUGGAUUUCAACAUUAUCUUGUGAUGCUUGGGACUACAGUUAUGAUUCCCACCAUUCUGGUUCCCCAAAUGGGAGGUGGAAAUGAGGAGAAAGCCAAAGUUGUUCAGACAUUGCUAUUUGUUGCUGGAAUCAACACCUUAUUACAAACGUUCUUUGGGACGAGGUUGCCAGCUGUGAUUGGAGGGUCAUACACCUUUGUUGCACCAACUAUUUCUAUCAUACUCUCUGGUCGAUGGGAUGACCCGGACCCCACAUCGAGAUUCAAAAAGAUAAUGCGGGCCACCCAAGGUGCAUUUAUUAUUGCUUCAACCCUUCAGAUAGCCCUCGGAUUUAGUGGUCUUUGGCGCAAUAUUACAAGGUUCUUGAGUCCGCUCUCAACAGUUCCUUUGGUUGCACUUGCUGGUUUUGGACUCUACGAGUUUGGUUUCCCCGGUGUUGCUAAAUGUGUUGAAAUAGGGUUGCCAGAGCUUGUGAUUUUGGUCAUUUGCUCCCAGUAUUUGGCUGUUGUGAUAAAGUCUUGGAAGAAUAUUGUUGAUCGCUUUGCUGUUAUAUUUUCGGUGGCGCUUGUAUGGGUUUUUGCACAUGUACUCACUGUUGGUGGGGCCUAUAAUGGGAAACCACCAAAAACUCAAAUGAGCUGCCGAACUGACCGUGCUGGACUUAUAUCUGCUGCCCCAUGGAUUAGAGUUCCAUACCCUUUUCAAUGGGGAACACCUUCAUUUGAUGCGGGCGAAGCAUUUGCUAUGAUGAUGGCUACUUUUGUAGCUCUUGUUGAGUCGACUGGUGGUUUUAUUGCUGUUGCAAGGUUUGCUAGUGCAACUCACACCCCACCUUCCAUUCUCAGCCGUGGUGUGGGUUGGCAGGGAAUUGGCAUUUUGUUAUCUGGGUUGUUUGGAACUGGUGCUGGCUCUUCUGUAUCUAUUGAGAAUGCUGGCCUUCUAGCACUUACCCGUGUCGGCAGCCGAAGAGUGGUUCAGAUAUCUGCCGGAUUCAUGAUUUUCUUUUCUAUCCUUGGAAAAUUUGGAGCGGUCUUUGCUUCAAUUCCAGCACCCAUUGUGGCAGCUCUAUAUUGCUUGUUCUUCGCGUACGUAGGUGCUGGGGGCAUAAGUUUGCUUCAAUUCUGCAAUCUGAACAGUUUCCGGACAAAGUUCAUACUCGGCUUCUCAAUCUUUCUUGGAUUUUCCAUCCCUCAGUACUUCAACGAGCACAUCGCCAUCAAGGGCUAUGGACCCGUCCACACCAGGGGCCGAUGGUUCAAUGACAUGGUCAAUGUUCCAUUCAUGUCGAAAGCGUUUGUGGCGGGGAUCAUCGCGUAUUUCUUGGACAACACAUUGGGGAAGAAGGAAAGUGCGGUGAGGAAAGACCGAGGCAAGCAUUGGUGGGACAAGUUCAAGUCUUUCAAGACCGACUCGAGAAGCGAAGAGUUCUAUUCCCUCCCUUUCAACCUCAACAAAUACUUCCCGUCCGUGUGAGCUUCAUAGCCAUCUUCAUUUGCUCUAUCGUCUACCCACCCCCACCCCCACCCCCACCCACCCGCCUUGGUGCGGAAAAAGUAGUAGAUUAUAAAUAGUGGGGUUAUGCUACGGUCACACCACGGAUGACACCAAGGGUGAUACCGUCAUUGUCUCUCACGGAUGGUCCGUGCGAGAUUGUCUCUGGUGGUGUCAACCUUGGUGUCAUCUUUGGGGUAAUGCAGCAUUGCCCCAAAUAGUAAGCAUGACAUGGGCAGUUCUUAAUUAGAAACAUUUGUCAAGACUUGUCGGUAUUCUCUGGUGUAAAUUUGUCGUUUAUGGUCAACUGCAUUUCUACUUGCUUAUGAUCGGUUUUUAACGGUACAUUUUUUGUAAUCAUUAUGACAAGAUCCAAUUCUCAUCAUAUAAGCAAAGCAUAUAUAAUCAUUGAUGGGUUGUGCUAGGUG